Impatiens glandulifera is the source of this 1978-nucleotide messenger RNA. Its product is annotated as serine/threonine-protein kinase rio1-like. The record is from RefSeq and is a predicted model, not a curated record. Gene Ontology annotation, molecular function: ATP binding; protein serine/threonine kinase activity. Lineage: Eukaryota; Viridiplantae; Streptophyta; Magnoliopsida; Ericales; Balsaminaceae. The transcript has 12 exons. The coding region runs from base 160 to 1806 and encodes 548 amino acids.
UUCUCUCACGUCUGCUUCAUUCUUCUGGCGAUUCCUCUCGACGGAAUUUAUCGGCGUAGGUUGGCCGGAGUUUUCGCCGGAGCUUCAACAACGUGAAGUCGAAGUUCCGAUCAUCUACGGCGGCAACUCAUUCUCUUGUGUUCAUAUACUAAUUGAAUCAUGGUGCUGAUUGACAUACCAAAGACGGAGGCAGAUGUGGCAGAGAAAGUAGAGAAAGCAGAAGAAGUAUUAGGAGAAGGAGAAGGAGAAGGAUUAGAAGAAGAAGAAGAUGAUUCGGAUCUUUCAUAUUCGUCGGAUUCUGAAAUUGGCGAUGCAUUGGAUUACCUAGAUUCAAAGGAAGAUGAUGAAGGAGUUUCUGGUGUAUUUUCUCUCCAGGCAAGACGUCCAAAUGCUCAUGGAGGAAUUCAUUCACGUCCUAAUACAUCUACACUUCAACCUCUAGCAAAUCGUCAACAGAAAUUCUCUACUCACAUUAGCGCUUCUCCUCUUGAGGAAUGGGAAGGAAGGUUAAAUAUUGGAAUGUCUAAUUUGGUUACAACUUCAAUUCGUGGAAGUGUUCGAGAUAUGGCUAUUGGUAAAACAAGAACUAAUGAGAAAGCUGAUCGUGCAACUGUAGAACAGGCCAUUGAUCCUAGAACUCGUAUGGUCUUAUUCAAAAUGUUGAAUCGGGGUAUAUUUAACGAUAUGAAUGGUUGUAUUUCAACUGGAAAAGAGGCAAAUGUAUAUCAUGCUACCAAGACUGAUGGUCAGGAAUUUGCUAUCAAAGUAUACAAAACUUCUGUUCUUGUGUUUAAGGAUAGGGAUCGGUAUGUUCAAGGUGAUUUUCGAUUCAGGCAUGGGUAUUGUAAACAUAAUCCUCGGAAGAUGGUUAAAACUUGGGCUGAGAAAGAAAUGAGAAAUCUUAUGAGGUUGAAGGCAGCGGGAAUCAGGUGUCCAACUCCUAUUCUCCUGAGACUUCAUGUAUUAGUGAUGGAGUUCAUCGGAAAGACGGGUUGGGCUGCACCCAGGCUUAAGGAUGCUGAUUUAUCGCUUGAUAAGUUACGUGAAAGUUAUCUUGAGAUGAUAAUUUCAAUGAGGACACUAUACCAAAAGUGCAAAUUGGUUCACGGUGAUCUCAGUGAGUAUAACAUACUAUAUUUUGAGGGUCACCUAUAUAUUAUUGAUGUCUCCCAAUCAGUUGAUCUGGAUCAUCCUCGCGCUCUUGAUUUUCUUCGAGAGGAUUGCUUGCAUGUUUCCGAUUUUUUCAAAAAAAGUGGUGUAGGUGUUAUGACAAUUCGGGAAUUAUUUGACUUCAUUGUCGAUCCUUCAAUUACUGAUGAAACUGUAGAUACUUAUUUGGAAGAGAUUCAACAAAGAAUCUUAGACAGAGGAUUCGAAGUAUCUCAUGAGGAUGAAAUUGCAGACGCUGUAUUUGUCCAGUCAUAUAUUCCUAAGACAUUGGAUAAUGUGAAUACUAGAAAUGCGGAAGAGGAUAUCGAUAAGAUAACUGGUGGAGAAGACACUGGAAACAUGUAUUAUCAGACUAUCACGGGAUUGAAGCAUGCGCUGGCCAUGGCUCCAACAACUAAAAAGGAAGACGAUGAAGAAGAGGAUGAAACAGAUGAGGAUGACGACGAAGAUGACGACGACUCGUUUUCGUCGGAAAAUGAAGAGAACAAAACUAUGACCGCUGAUGAGAGAAAGGCCGCCAGGAAAGACAACAAGAAGAAGGUGAAGGAGGAGAAGAGAGAGUCUAGGAAAACUAAAGUACCAAAGGCUAUUAAGAAGAAGAAAAAGAAGUUGGCUAAGUCUAAGAAAACUAGGUAGUUCCAAGCUACCUAGUGUUACAUUUUUUGUCUCUAAUCACCAGUCCAAAGCUGCUGAUAUUUUUCAAUUUUUGUAUCUAGAUUAUGUUUGCCAAAGCCUGAUGUUUUCUAUUUUAUGAACUGAUAUUUUUUAACAAUUUUUUUUAUGGAUAAAAUGAAUCAUAUAUUUUCUA